Haliaeetus leucocephalus (bald eagle) is the source of this 4149-nucleotide messenger RNA. RefSeq names its product adaptor-related protein complex 3, delta 1 subunit (gene AP3D1). The transcript is spliced from 32 exons. The record is from RefSeq and is a predicted model, not a curated record. Gene Ontology annotation, biological process: neurotransmitter receptor transport, postsynaptic endosome to lysosome; synaptic vesicle budding from endosome; Golgi to vacuole transport. Lineage: Eukaryota; Metazoa; Chordata; Aves; Accipitriformes; Accipitridae. Gene Ontology annotation, cellular component: endosome membrane; terminal bouton; AP-3 adaptor complex. Bases 3 to 3656 code for a protein of 1217 amino acids.
CCAUGGCGCUGAAGAUGGUGAAGGGCAGCAUCGACCGCAUGUUUGACAAGAACCUGCAGGACCUGGUGCGCGGAAUCCGCAACCACAAGGAGGACGAGGCAAAAUACAUCUCCCAGUGCAUUGAUGAGAUCAAGCAGGAGCUAAAGCAGGAUAACAUUGCAGUGAAAGCAAAUGCAGUCUGCAAACUUACAUAUUUACAGAUGCUGGGCUACGACAUCAGUUGGGCUGCUUUCAAUAUUAUUGAAGUCAUGAGUGCAUCAAAGUUUACAUUCAAAAGAAUUGGUUACCUAGCUGCCUCUCAGUGCUUUCAUGAAGGAACUGAUGUAAUUAUGUUGACUACUAAUCAGAUCCGAAAGGAUCUGAGUAGCCCUAACCAAUAUGAUACUGGAGUUGCACUGACUGGCUUGUCCUGUUUUGUUACUCCAGAUCUUGCCAGGGACUUGGCAAAUGACAUCAUGACACUGAUGUCUCAUACUAAGCCUUAUAUCAGGAAGAAGGCAGUGUUAAUCAUGUACAAAGUUUUUUUGAAAUACCCAGAGUCCCUCCGUCCCGCAUUUCCUCGCCUUAAAGAGAAACUUGAAGAUCCAGAUCCUGGUGUGCAGUCUGCUGCAGUAAAUGUUAUUUGUGAGCUGGCUCGACGCAAUCCCAAAAACUACCUUUCCCUUGCUCCACUCUUUUUCAAGUUGAUGACGUCGUCAACCAAUAAUUGGGUUCUCAUUAAAAUUAUAAAACUGUUUGGUGCUCUUACUCCAUUAGAACCUAGGCUGGGAAAGAAACUGAUUGAGCCUCUGACCAACCUCAUCCAUAGCACCUCAGCCAUGUCUCUCUUAUAUGAAUGUGUGAACACAGUAAUAGCAGUUUUGAUUUCUCUGUCCUCUGGGAUGCCUAAUCACAGCGCUAGCAUCCAGCUUUGUGUUCAGAAGUUAAGAAUAUUGAUAGAAGAUUCUGACCAGAACUUGAAAUACCUGGGACUGUUAGCUAUGUCCAAAAUCCUGAAAACGCAUCCUAAAUCAGUUCAAUCUCACAAGGAUCUCAUUCUCCAGUGUUUGGAUGACAAAGAUGAGUCUAUCCGACUCAGAGCUUUAGAUCUCCUGUAUGGCAUGGUAUCGAAGAAGAACUUGAUGGAGAUAGUGAAGAAACUGAUGAUUCACGUGGAUAAAGCAGAAGGGACGACAUACCGGGAUGAGCUGCUGACCAAAAUCAUAGAUAUUUGUAGUCAGUCCAAUUAUCAAUAUAUCACAAACUUUGAAUGGUACAUAAGCAUCUUGGUGGAGCUGACCCGAUUGGAAGGCACACGGCAUGGGCAUCUUAUAGCAGCUCAGAUGUUAGAUGUAGCUAUCAGAGUUAAAGCUAUUCGUAAAUUUGCAGUUUCUCAAAUGGCCAUGCUUCUGGACAAUGCUCAUCUCAUAGCCAGCAACACCCAGAGAAAUGGGAUCUGUGAGGUGCUUUAUGCUGCUGCUUGGAUAUGUGGGGAGUUCUCUGAACACCUUGAGGAAGCAAACCAAACUUUAGAAGCAAUGUUGAGGCCUAAAGUUACAACUUUACCAGGCCACAUCCAGGCGGUUUAUGUCCAGAAUAUGGUGAAGCUCUAUGCAUCCAUCCUACAGCAGAAAGAGCAAUCUGGGGAAAAGGAAGGAGCUCAGGAAAUUACACAGCUGAUGAUUGAGCGUUUACCUCAGUUUGUACAGAGUGCCGAUCUAGAAGUUCAGGAGAGGGCUUCCUGCAUCUUGCAACUAAUAAAAUAUAUUCAGAAGCUACAAAUAAAAGAAGUACCUGUAGCUGAGGAAGUGAUAGCCCUGUUUGCUGGUGAGCUGAACCCUGUGGCUCCUAAAGCACAGAAGAAAGUACCAGUUCCAGAGGGCUUGGACCUUGAUGCCUGGAUCAAUGAACCUCCAUCAGACAGUGAGUCUGAAGAUGAAAAGCCUAAAACAAUUUUUCAUGAUGAGGAACAAAGGCAUUCCAGACAUAGACAGCCAGAAAUAGAUGAAGAGGAACUGGCCAGACGUCGAGAAGCCCGGAAACAAGAACAGGCAAACAACCCGUUUUAUAUUAAAAGCUCUCCUUCCCCACAGAAGCGAUAUCAAGACACUCCAGGUGUGGAACAUAUACCCGUGGUCCAGAUUGACCUUUCUGUCCCCUUAAAAGUUCCAGGAAUGCCUAUGUCUGACCAGUAUGUGAAAUUGGAGGAGGAGCGAAGACAUAAACAGAAGCUGGAGAAAGAUAAGAAAAAGAAAAAACAGAAAAAGGAGAAGAGAGGUAAACAUCAUCGCCAUAAUUCUCUGCACACGGAGAGUGAGGAGGAUAUUGCUCCAGCUCACCAUGUCGAUAUCAUAACAGAAGAGAUGCCAGAGAAUGCUUUGCCCAGUGAUGAAGAUGACAAAGAUCCCAAUGAUCCAUAUAAGGCACUUGAUAUAGAUCUGGAUAAACCCUUAGCAGACAGUGAGAAGCUGCCAGUGCAGAGACACAGAAAUGUUGAGACCCUAAAGUCACCAGACUCAGAAGCUCCCCUAGUAGAGAAGAAGAGCAAGAAACCCAAAAAGAAGGAAAAGAAACACAAAGAAAAAGAGAGAGAGAAAGGAAAGAAGAAAGAGAAAGAGAAAAAGGUAGUAGAGGAGGAAGAAGAAAAAAAGGGGGAAGACUUGGAUUUCUGGCUCUCUACUGCUCCACCACCUGCUUCCUCUACCCAGCCACAGAGUGAGCCUGAAGUGGGUGCUGCUGUUGUGCCUGAAGCUCAAGAGGUAAAAAAGGAAGAAAGGGAAGAGCGAGAGGAAGAGGAGGAGGAGGGUGAAGGAAAGAAAUCCUCCAAGCAUAAGAAGAAAAAGCACAAGAAAGAGAAAGAUGAGAAAUCAAAGGAUAAAAAGAAAUCCAAAAAGAAGAGUCAUCACAGUGAGGAGGAGACAACAGAGUCAGUGCAGAAUGGAACACUAGAUGAUGAACCACUACCACCUAUGUCCAGUUACCGCCUUCUUGCUGAAAAUCCAUAUAUUAAAAUGACCUACGAUAUUCAAGGAAACCUCCAGAAUGAUAGUCAAGUUACUGUCUCUGUUAUCUUUGAGAACAAAAGCACUAGCUUCCUUAAGAGCAUGGAACUAAAUGUCCUGGACUCUCUCAACACUAAAAUGCUCCGACCAGAAGGAUCAUCAGUACAUGAUGGGAUACCUGUGCCCUUUCAGCUCCCCCCUGGAAUCUCUAAUGAAGCCCAGUUUGUGUUUACACUUCAGAGUAUUGUUAUGGCUCAGAAGUUAAAAGGAACACUGUCCUUUAUAGUCAAAAAUGAUGAAGGUUCAACCCAUGAAAAACUAGAUUUCAAAUUGCACUUCAGUUGCGCUUCAUACUUGAUCACGACGCCUUGCUAUAGUGAUGCUUUUGCCAAGCUCCUAGAGUCUGGAGAUCUGCACAUCAGUUCUAUUAAAGUAGAUGGAAUUAGCAUUUCUUUCCAACAUCUACUGGCAAAGAUCUGUUUUCAUCAUCAUUUUUCAGUUGUGGAACGCGUUGAUUCAUGUGCAUCAAUGUACAGUCGUUCUAUCCAAGGCCAUCACGUCUGCCUACUGGUAAAAAAGGGAGAGAACUCUGUAUCCAUAGAUGGGAAAUGUAAUGAUUCCACCCUGCUUAGCAACUUGUUGGAUGAGAUGAAAGAGACAUUGUCCAAGUGCUGAAUAUUCCCUACGAAAUAUUCCAACUACAAGAAACACACCUAAUGUGUAAAGACGAGCAGACCCAAGUGUUAAGUUUCUCCCUCGUACGCAUGUACUAUCCUGGGGCACGUGCUUUUCAGUUAACUCCACCAUUGUUUGCAGUUUAGACAUUUUAAGGCUGUAUGUUACCUUUUUAUUUCAAAACUUUUUACAAACUGUGGUGUUAACCCUUUCUAGCCCAAAGAGAUCCUGGUGACAUGACUGGAGGAGGGAGGGAGGGAGGGAGUGGCGCUAUUUAUUCAGCAGCUCAUGAUGAUCCCAUAAACCUUGCCAUCUGCGUGGGAUGGUGGACUAAGCAGAAUUUUAUCAACAGUAGCACAGAGUCUGUUGCUUGUGCUUAUUGCCAGGGAAGGUUGACUUGAUUCUUAGCCAUGGAAUAUGGCUUCAGGGCUGCUGUAGUUGAUGUAUAUUUCUAGCAGAGGCUGGUGCUGGACCUGAAGGCCUCUCUUUUUUU